Pezoporus occidentalis (night parrot) is the source of this 5731-nucleotide messenger RNA. RefSeq names its product codanin 1 (gene CDAN1). Gene Ontology annotation, cellular component: nucleus. Gene Ontology annotation, biological process: chromatin organization. The record is from RefSeq and is a predicted model, not a curated record. The coding region runs from base 134 to 4105 and encodes 1323 amino acids. The transcript has 28 exons. Lineage: Eukaryota; Metazoa; Chordata; Aves; Psittaciformes; Psittacidae.
CCUGCCCGCCUCCCCGCCGGGAGCCCCGCCACCGCCCGCCCGCCCGCGCCGGGGAGAGGAGGGUGGGGACGGGACGGGACGGGUCCGCCCCGCCGCGGGUUGUGCGCGUGCUCGGCGGCGGCGGGAGCCGGGAAUGGCGGCGGUGCUGGAGCUGCUGCUGCGGGAGGAGGUGGCGGUCGCUGCCGUGGUGCGGUGGCUCCUGCACGGCCCCGGCCACCGCCCAGCUGAGGAGAACCACAUCCAUGAGAAGCUCGUAUCUCUUAGUUUGCUUCAGAAAGACUUUGUGCCUUUUCUGCUAAAUUUUUUAAGGGAGCAGACCAGCCAGAUCCUGACUAAUGGACCCUCUACUCCUGCUAAAACUCCUAAUUCCAAGGCCCAUGGAAGCCAAAGGACAGGAUCAGAAAGAAGGGCAGGCCAUGCCACCAGCAGCCGUGUGCAGCUCUUUUCCCAAAGCACUUCGGUAACCACCUGCACCACAGAUACCAGCUUUUCUCCUGCUGUGGCAUCCAGCAGCUCCUCUUCUUUUUCUGGGUCAAGCCUGUCCAGCCCGUGUGGUGACUUUCCUAGCAUGGUCUCCAGCAGCAGCCCAAGCUUUGGGUACAGCCCUCUGCUUAACCAUGGUGAGAAGCGGUCAUCUCAGAAGGCCAGCUUGGGCAGCUUCCUCACAGCCACACCUGAAGCCCUGCCAGCGAGACGAGGCCGAAGGAAAGGCAGCAGCUCAGUCAGUGCCUCUGGCCGUCCAGUAGCUCGGGAUCUGGGGCACUGCCUUACUGAAGAGGAAGAUGGAAAGAGUGACGGUGCAUCGUGGUGCUUAGGGAGAAGGAAGCGGAGUGAAGUGCCUCCUGUUUCUGUCAGAUCCCCACCCAGCCAGCUAAAUCUUAACAAUUUGGAGGAGUUUCCACCCAUGGGUGCUGCCUCUGGCUGGACAAACAAAAGCAAACCGUCAAGGCGAAUCAACCCAACUCCUGUAAGUGCUGAGCGCCCCCUCUCAAAACCAAAGAUGUGCUUUACUUCUACACCUGUCAGCCAGUCUCCAGCUGCUCGGUUUUCAUCUGGGACAAGCAUUGAGGCCUUUACUGCUGUCCAGGAAGGAAACCUUACGUCUAUGAUAAGCAACAGCCUUCAAGAGGAGAGGGAGAUGCUGAAGAAAGAACGAUGCAAGUUGCAGCACCAGGCAUCUUCUCCUGCAGGGAUAUCUCUUGAUCCUGGUACUCCUACUAAGCCUAGCUACAUUCGCAGUGCUAGCCUUCCUGCUGAAAGCCAUCUGGUGACCUGUGCAGAUGCUACUAAAGUUUCCUGCAAGAAACAGUUGGAGUGUCUGGCACAGCUCUAUUCCUCAUGUAUAGCAGAAAACCUGGUACCAAAUAUUUUUCUGGAGCUCUUUUUUGUUCUGCAGCUGUUGACAUCUAAAGGCACUUCUACUGCAGAAGAUGGGGAUAGUGACCUUGAACUCAAUGAAAGAGGUAAAGAUGCAUCAGGGAGACAGCAUUUCCGAAGUGUGCACAACUGUGUUUAUUUUGCUGUUCAAGUCUUGGAUUAUCAGUAUGAAAUUAUUUCCCGUUUAGAAAAGGGGAUGCUGAAGCUUUUGGCUGAAAACGAACGGAUUGCAUCUUUUUCUCCCAGCUUGCAUGAGAGGCUCAGGCGGGCUUAUGAAAGCAGCACAGCCAAGGUGUCUCUCCUGCUGCCAUGCUCUGUGCAGUCUGUUUCCUUCCAGCCAGAAACUGACAAUCGCUCCAACUUUCCUAGUGACAGAGCAUUUCACAUAUUUAAGAAACAAAGGGAUAUAUUUUAUGAACUGCUGCGUGAAUGGGAGGAUAACCAUGAAAAAACUGGCUGGGACUUUGAAAGAGUUUUGGGCAACAAGAUCAGGGCCAUGAUGGCUCACCUGUCUGCAACCUGCAACCACAGCCAUUUUGCCAGGCUUUUUCAGAAACAGCUUAUCCAGAUGUGUAAAGGUCCAGUUGGUGGUGGUGCAAGCUCGGGAGACACCCCAGACCAGGAUGUCCUCAAUAUGCUUGGUUCUGAUAAUCUGAGCCGUCUGAAGAGGCUGCAGGAAAGAUUUGUUGUUCCUCAGAGCAUCAGAGGACCAUGUCCACCCCCUUCGUUCCCAGGGUGCCAGCAGUUCUUCAGGGACUUCAUCCUCAGUGCAGGAAGUUACCAGUUCAAUCAGCAUCUGAUGGAUAGUCUGUGCCUGAAGAUACUUGAACUGAAUGGCCUUACUCUGGUGGAGCAUGAGCACAGUGAUGGGGAAGCAGAUAUGGAUGAGCAGGAUGAAAAGAAACGUUUCACUGUGGUCCUGUUAAGCCUGCGACUCCUCGCCAAGUUCCUGGGCUUUCUUGUUUUCUUGCCAUAUCGCACUGUGGAGCAACCAACUAGAGACUUGCAAGACUCUGCAGUAGCCUUGAGAAACCAAACCCUGCCUGUACUGGAUGUAUUGAAGCUUCUGAGACAAUCUAUUCAGGAUCAUCGUUCCAUCCUCACUAUUCCUUGGAUUGUGGAGUACCUUUCACUUGUGGAUCAUAUUGCUCCUUUCCUUGAUUACUACAGGAAAGUAUUUUGUCUCUUGCUGCAGGUAUACAGGUUAAUGGUCCUUUCUGAAGAUAAGGAGAUGAGUUUCCUGAACAAGCUGCUGAUCCUUGCAGUUCUGGGUUGGCUUUUUCAGGUUCUAUCAGUCCCUGAAGAGUUGUUUUUUACCACUGAUGCCAGGCAGGAGCAGUUGAUGAUGAAUACUGUGACAUCUGCUCAGGCUUUGGACUCUGUACCCUUGGUGGAUCAGCAGUUACUUUAUACCUGCUGUCCCUAUCUUGGGGAGCUGCGGAAACUACUUGCCUCUUUUGUGGCUGGUAGUGGAGCAAAAAAUGGUGGCUUUAUAAGGAAAAUCACUCCCACAGCUGCAGAGUCCUUGGCACCCAAAGCUUCUGUCACACAGCGGAAACUGCAGGUAGAGUUGGAACAGGCCUUCUUCCACAACCAGCCUCCCUCCCUACGCAGAACAGUUGAAUUUGUGGCAGAGAGGGUGGGAUCCAACUGUGUUAAGCAUAUCAAAGCAACACUGGUAGCAGAGUUGGUUCAAAGGGCUGAAGUCAUGUUGCAGGAUAAAGUGAAGGAGGAGGAUGCCAAUCAUGACAAGCUGCUUGAAGAGGUGUGCACUCAUCUCUAUGAGGAAGGAGCCCAGGCACUCAUCAAAGGCAGAGAAUUUUGCAAAAAGAAAGGUCCUGAGGCGAUAAGGGUGUUGUUGCCAGAAGAGACAUCUGCAGCAGUUUUAAGUUGCGCGGAAGACAUUGCAGUGGAUCUGGCUACUGAGAAAGCCUGUGGCUGGCUUUCUGCUAACAUUGCAGCACUAAUCAAAAGAGAAGUGAAGGCAACCUUCAACAGAAUGCUGAAAGUCCCAGGAAUUCCCUUGCCCAGCGAGGAUGCUCUGGAGUUGAGAAGGGACUGCCCUGCAGGCUGUCAGCACUGUGCUCCGUUUCCCUCCCAGAUCAUCAACGAGAUUAAGGAUGUGCUCUGUGUUGCUGUGGGCCCACGGGAUGAGGGUGAAGUGAUCGACUGCAUCUGGCUGGAGUGCUUGCUGGGACGAUUGAGUCAGACGCUUCGAUGCAGAAAGUUCAUGUGUCCCACAUCAGAGCAGCAGCUGGCAAAAUGCACGGUUGAGUUGGCUUCUUUGCUGGUUUCAGAUCGUGUCCCUCUGCGUCUCAGGAUCAAAUCCCCAGAGAAGACCUCUGAGAGGCUGUGUGUGAAGAAUAAUCCCACCUAUGGCCUUCUAAAACUCCUGCUUUCUGUCUGGAAGGAGGACUUUGGGACACCUGUUCCUGUGCAGCUGAUGUUCAGCAAGAAGAACAUUGGUUACCUUGCAGAAGUUAAACAACGAGAGUGGGAUUUGUUCCUUUUCAUGCUUCGUGGUCUUGUAGAACAUGAACUAAUGAGAAGCAGUGAAAUAGAAAGUUGCUUGCGUAGCCUCAAAGAGCUCCCUUGGCCCUCAGAUUUCUUAAAAGAACUGGAAAUGCUGUCCAGAGUAUUUAUAUCGGAACAUCAGAUAGCAGAACUCGGGACUAAGCAGGGUGAGCUGACCAGACAACCUCUAGGUACCGUGACAGCACAAAGUUAAUGAAGGCCACUCUUUGUAGACAAAACAGCCUAAUGAAGAUGUGAAGGGACUGUGCAGUGUUUCUGAAUGCCUUGUGAGCUCUUUGCUGUGAGCUGCUGCCACUAGGAGGUCACUCUGUGCAAAACCCACACUGGUCUUCCCUUUCUGUUCAUGGACAUUUUGCCAUGGUGACUAUGCUGAAGGAUGUCUGUCAAUCAGCAAAUGGAUCUCCAAGUCAGAAGUCCUUUAAGCACCUUUAUCAUUGCUCAGAGCAGCCAGUUUUUAGACUCAGUGACACAUUUUGUAUCUGUGCAGCAACAGGCUGUGACCAAACCCAGAAAUAGAUACAAGUGGACAAGUAACUUCAUGAUCAGAGACAUGGUUUCCUGGUGGCUCUUCUCAUAAUUUAAUGUGACUUCUCAUGUUUGUUGUCUUUUAACAAAGAUUCUACUGUCAGGGGAGGGAAAGGAUGAACCUGUAUGACAUGAAGAUGAGCCUAUAUUUAUUUUUCAUUGUGAGCCCAAUUUCAAAGCUUUGAUUUUAAUGAAGACUCAUUUUAAAAGUUGAACCGUAUUAAAUAUAUACAUCAGAACACUGAUGGCAUUAUUCUGAAAGCAUGUGGAUGCUUAAGUGUUUUUCCAUCUCUUGUUGGAAACAGAACUUGUAACUUCCCAAGGUUUUUAAUAGAAAUAAGGGAGAAAAUAUCAGUUUAUAUUUUUUACUGAACACAGUAUUUUUAAGACACUUUUAUAGUAUGUGAACUUAAACGGCAUCUUACUGCUGCUUUUUAUAAUCCUUUUUGCCUUGAGUUUGGGUUUUAUCAGACAGGAAGUGCUGCAGCAAGAAAACUACAGCCUGGAAGAGCAGACAGAACAGUAGUGGAAGAGCACUGUGCCAUCCCCUGGGGAGCUGGCCUGGAAAGGAAUCGUUUCUGUGAGACAGCUGGCAUUUCUGCUUGUGCAGAUAGGUCCCCACCAAGGGUGUGAUCGCCUGUCCACCCCGCGAGUAUUUCCUCACACUGGAGCCUGGGGCAGGGGCUGCUGGGUGCUGGCAGGACAUGAUCAAGUGCUCAUGAGCUGUCUCAUGGGGUUAUUUUUCCUGCCCCUGUAGCAGCAAGGAAAUGAUUUCCUUUUGUCUGAGAGUGUCCUGUUAGUGCAGGUUUUCCCAGAAAGCAAAUACUGUGUGAUGAGAGAGCAACAUCUGGACAAAGUGAAGCCCGGUGGCUUUACCAUGUGCUAAUUAACUUGCCUCUUCCCUUGGAUAAGGCAAGACAGGGUAACAUCUUGAGAGUCAGCGAUUUAAGAAAAAACACAGAUAAACAGGACUGAGGAGGUGUAACUGUGGCUUCAGAGAGAGAGGCAGCAGAGGCACAUCAGUGUCUGACGUGUACCGAGGUUUUUCUAGACUUGGUUAGAGCACUGUAUUGACAGAUUGGGCAUAUGCCAUCUGCAUGCCUCCCUGCAAGAGUUUUCUCAUGACUGAAGCAGAGGAUCCCUAGAAGUAGGCAGGCCGUUUAUGGCAAUACAAACUGGACUAGCAAGUACACCCUGUCGUAUCGUACCUGCUCGCUGAGGCUGAGUCAUGUGUGACUUUUUGCUGCAGAUCUCAUUUGAAGUUGUUGUUUGUCAAAAUAAAUGAUUAAAUCUC